AUGUCCAACCGUCUCAACUACUGUAUGGAGCACAACAACCUCUUCACAGAAAAAACAAUUUGGCUUUCGAACCAAAGAGCUUACAGCAUCUACGAUGCUGUAAGCUCAGUUCGCCAGCAAAAACAGGUGGCCCUAAUUGCGAUGAGAGACGUACACAAGGCCUUCGACAGCCUAUGGCACGAUGACCUGGUGUACAAAUUAGCAGACUUACCAGCCCAAAACUGGACCCUCUUCAGGAUGAUCAGAAAAUUCCUAAAGAACGGACAAGUUACUCCCAGCUUCAAGGCGAAACCGGCAGCAGCCUUCACCCCAACAGCUGGAGUCCCCCAAGACCGUGCCUGA
This is a messenger RNA of Procambarus clarkii (red swamp crayfish), 342 nucleotides long. Lineage: Eukaryota; Metazoa; Arthropoda; Malacostraca; Decapoda; Cambaridae. The record is from RefSeq and is a predicted model, not a curated record.